AUGACUCUCUACAACUCAGAUGCAGCUGCUUUGGAAGCUGCAGGGAAGAAGGAGGUAUUGAAGAGAGAAUGGAACUUUUGGGCCCUGCUUGGGAUGUCGGCAUGCACGCUCUGCACCUGGGAAGCAACGAGUGCCUUGUUCGCAGGUGCUUUCCUCAAUGGAGGUCCAGCUUCAGUGGUUUAUGGUUUCAUCGUCUCGGUGCUGGGGACUCUUUGCAUCGCCGGCUCAUUGGCGGAGAUGGCUUCAAUCUCGCCUAUUGCCGGCGCACAAUAUCACUGGAGCGCUGAGCAUUCUCCCAUAAGAUGGCGAGCGUUGAUCUCCUAUAUACAGGGCUGGGUGACCGUUACCGGAUGGGUCGCAGCUGUGGCAUCGGUAUGCUUCCUGAUCGCCACCAUGAUCCAAGGUGUGGCAGUUCUCAACUAUUCUUCCUACACACCAGAGAGGUGGCAUGCCAGCCUUAUGAUGAUCGCUGCGGCAUUUCUUGGAGCUCUCGGAAACACUGUCGGCAAGAAGUUUCUUCCUCUGUGGGAGACCUUGGGCGGCAGUCUCCACGUUUUGUUCUUCUUCAUUGUCACGAUCGGGAUCUUGGCUACUGGGGACAAGACAAACAAUCACGACGUCUGGGGCACUUUCAUCAAUGCUGGUGGGUGGUCGAGCGACGGAGUCAGCUUCUGCCUCGGCUUUCUCACUCCUGCUUUCGCUUUGGCUGGAGUAGACGCCGUUGUGCACAUGUCCGAAGAAGCACAUAAUGCUCCGCUCAACGUCCCUCGUGCAAUGAUCUGGUCGGUCAUCAUCAAUGGCUUGGCCGGAUUUGCCUAUAUUCUUACCAUCCUUUACAGCAUCACCGAUGUCGACGCAGUAUUCGAAACUCCAACGGGAUUUCCAAUUAUUGCUGUUUUCCUUCAAGCCACAGGCAACCAGAGAGCGGCAACUGCAAUGAUGACUGCAGUUAUCCUUGUUUUCUCGAUGAAUCUCUUCGGAUGCAUGGCCUCAGUCUCAAGGUUAAUCUGGGCCUUCUCUCGCGAUCACGGCUUGCCUUUCUCAGGGUUUUUCUCCAAGAUAUCUUCCCAGAGCAGAUGCCCGACGAACGCCGUUGUGUCAUUGACAGUCGCAGUUUCGCUCCUCUCACUUAUCAAUAUCGGCUCAACUACAGCCUUUAAUGCCCUCAUCUCACUUACAACGCUGGGGUUCUAUUUCUCCUACGCAAUUCCCACCAUCUUAUUUGCCAUGCGCCGCUUCGACCACCGAAAUCCUAUUCAUUUUGGCCCUUGGACAUUGGGCAAGAUCGGCCUUCCAGUCAACAUCGUGGCCGUGGCUUUCUGUAUCUUCCUCAUCAUAUUCUUGCCCUUCCCACCCAUGCUUCCAGUCACCGGAUUGAACAUGAAUUAUGCCUCACCUGUUUUUGUUGCCGUCAUGGCGUUUGCUGUCAUCAAUUACUACGUUCGUGCCCGUAAGCGAUUUACAGGACCGAUCAAGGAGGUGGCCAGCGAAACCAGCAGUGAGCAAGACUUGGAGCACGAAUCCAUCACCCCCGAGAAACACUUACCGUCAUUAUGA
Messenger RNA from Exophiala aquamarina CBS 119918, 1557 nucleotides. RefSeq lists its product as uncharacterized. Gene Ontology annotation, cellular component: membrane. Gene Ontology annotation, molecular function: transmembrane transporter activity. NCBI's taxonomy places the organism in Eukaryota, Fungi, Ascomycota, Eurotiomycetes, Chaetothyriales, Herpotrichiellaceae. The record is from RefSeq and is a predicted model, not a curated record. Bases 1 to 1557 code for a protein of 518 amino acids. The transcript is spliced from 4 exons. Gene Ontology annotation, biological process: transmembrane transport.